AUGGCAUACGACGGCGACGAGGAGGUUCAUGGCGGAGACAAUUUGGGCAAAACAAAGAGCAAGAAACGUGACAAGAGUAGGAACAAGGAUGAGGCUCAAAUUCCAGUUAGUGAGGCUGUUACGAACGUGGAAGAUGGCGAGGGUUCCGCAUCCGGCUCUCUUGAUGUGAGAAUCGUUAGCACGGAGACUGGUUUGGCGGUUUUAGGCCAUCGUUUCAAGACCCUUGAGUCCAACGUUAGCACUCUUGAGGCGGCUGCCCUUGAAGGGCUGGAUGAAGUCAAAGCCGACUUGUCCGAGCAAAAUGAGGAGCACAAGGAGGGGCUGACCAGCUUAGAACUCAAGCUUACGGAAGCGUUAUCGGCACUACAUGAGUUUGAGUCAAAACUGUCCGCGGUGAUGUUGGGGCAGUCCGCUUUGCAGGAAGAAGUUGCUGAUUUGAAGCACCAACUGGAAGCAGCCCAUGUUCAAGGAAAUCAUGGUUCCGUGACUUACCAUGAUGUUCGUAUUGAGGCGCCUAAACCCAAUGUGUUUAAGGGUGAGAGGAAUGCUCAAGAAGUUGAAAACUUCAUAUGGCAAUUGGAGUCAUACUUUGAGCAUGUCAAAGUUGUUGACGGGGCAGCGAGGAUCCGGAUUGCAACCAUGUACUUUAGUGACGUCGCAAUGUUGUGGUGGCGUAGGAAAAAGGUAGACAUGGAGAGGGGUCUUUGCACCAUUGUUGAUUGGGAUCAGUUCAAGGAUGAAUUGAAGGAACAAUUCUACCCUCAAAAUGUUGUCGAUGAAGCCCGACGAAAAUUGAGGGAACUUAAGCAAACUUCCUCAAUCCACAACUAUGUGAGGGAGUUUACAAAACUCUCACUGCUCGUAACAAGUUUCAGCAGUGAGGACUUGCUGUUUUUCUUCUCGGAUGGCCUCCAAAAUUGGGCCAAACAAGAGUUGAGGAGACGUAAUGUCAAGACCAUGGAUGAGGCCAUUAAAGUGGCGGAAUCCUUGAGCGAUUUUCUUUCCGAUUAUGCCAAGGCGAAGGAUAAUCGGAACAAACCAACUGCUGCCAAGACGGAUCGUGGAGAUAGGGGCAAAGAUAAAUUCGUUCCCAACAAAAAUCGUGAGUUCAAAGGCGAACGCAACCAGCCUUCAUCAUUCCGCAAGAACUACGAGGAGAAGAAGAAGGUUGUAGCUAACAGCAAUAGCGGCUGCUACCUUUGUGGGGAUACGUCUCACUUUGCAAGGUCUUGCCCGUCAUUAAGCAAGCUUGGGGCGAUGAUUGCAGCAACACGGAAGGAGCAAGAUAGUGCGCAAGCCGGGGGCUUCGGGGAGAAAGAAGCGCAAGCUGCCAAUCCGGAGAAAGGAAAGGGACAUGCCGUGGGUUUGUUCAACCACAUGGCUUUGUUUAACCACAUGACGCUUGCAGCUCUUGCUGCCAAGAAGCAUAGCGUUAGACCUCGAGAGUCAUUAUUUGUUAAUGGGGAAGUGAAUGGCCGAGUAGUCCGCAUUAUGGUGGAAACCGGAGCAACGCAUAACUUUGUUACGGAGGAAAAGGCUAAAGAAAUUGGCCUUGCGUUCGUGACCAGCGAUUCAAUGUUGAAAACCGUUAAUUGUCUCCCUACCAAUGUCAAUGGCCUCUCUCCUCGGGUGAGUCUCACCUUGGGAGGUUGGAAGGGAGAAACGGAUUUUUCGGUUGUCCCGAUGGAUGUCUUUGAUAUUGUUAUGGGGCUGGAUUUUUUGUAUGAGAUUAAUGCGUUUAUUUCGCCACGUCUCAACCAGCUAGCCAUUUGUGAUGUGGGUGGUUCUUGCAUUGUUCCACUUAUUCGUGUCUCUCAAAGUGGCACACGUUUGUCGGCGAUGCAGCUUGUUAAAGGAUUCAAGAAAGGGGAACCAACCUUUCUUGCGACAUUGAUGGAGAUUGUGGGUUGCCAAGAAGCUGAAUUAUUGCCCUCAUAUGUCCAACGUGUUCUUGAAGAGAACAAAGAUGUAAUGCCGGAGGAGCUACCCAAACGGUUACCUCCACGAAGGGAAGUUAAUCACCAAAUUGAGUUGGUUCCCGGGGCAAAGCCACCAUCUAUGACCCCGUAUCGAAUGUCGCCUCCGAAGCUUGAAGAACUUAGAAAACAACUCAAGGAGUUGCUGGAAUUAGGCCACAUCCGACCAUCUAAGGCACCCUUUGGAGCUUCGGUCUUAUUUCAAAAGAAGAAGGAAGGGACGUUGAGGUUGUGUAUUGAUUACCGUGCUCUUAACAAGGUCACGGUGAAAAACAAAUAUCCCAUUCCUUUGAUUGCUGAUUUGUUUGAUCGCUUGGGGCAAGCCAAAGUGUUCACGAAGAUGGAUUUGAGGAAGGGCUAUUAG
Molecule: messenger RNA, 2340 nt
Organism: Capsicum annuum
Lineage: Eukaryota; Viridiplantae; Streptophyta; Magnoliopsida; Solanales; Solanaceae
Exons: 1
Coding region: 1-2340 (779 amino acids)
Molecular function (GO): zinc ion binding; nucleic acid binding
Source: RefSeq, a predicted model, not a curated record